CUUGAAGCAGCUGCGCGACUAGGGUCGCAUGAAUUAGUGCAGCAAUGCCACAGCGAUUUCCCGGACAUCGAGGUGAGGAGACAACAUCAAGCAGAUGUCGAAUUAGAGUUCUGUCCUUGGCAGAACAUCUUCCUGAAGGAGGAUUUCGAUCGAAUUGACGAAGACAUCAGGCACGCACAGUGGAGCAGGGACAAGAGGAGAAAAGAACGCGCUGCGUUGGUGUCGAGAGGUGGUGGUGGUGGUGGUGGUGGGAGUAGAAGAAGUGGAAGCUUGAUGACCAGUGCAUGUGCAACUACUGCUAGUACGCGAAUAAACGAGAAGAUCAUGAGAAACGCGGACUCCAAGAACAACUCCAAUUCUGCUGAAAAGGUCGAUUCAUCCGAGCUAUCGUGUUCCGCAGAUACUUCUAAGAAAAUGGAGCAGGACGAUCCUGUCAUCCGUACUCGUCGUCUCGCACGCAAAUUGUUUCGCCAAAAUUGGGUAGAACGUGGAAGACCCUUAUUGAAUAAGAAGAAUGUUGCGACUACGAAAACGAAAGAGCAGUCGCAAGCAUUAUUCAUGAAGAAUGAACCACCUACGGCUACGAAAGAGUCUUCUCAAGCAAGAACUGCAGAUGAAAAUGUUGUUGAACGGGAAAGAGCUAUACUAGCUUCGUCAGAUGAUCUUGUUCGACAGGAAGGGAAAGAUCAGGAAGACGAGAUUGUAGAUGCCACAGCUAGAAUGAAGCUCCUCACCGAUGAGAUAGAGGGAUUGCCACCAGGAGCGCUUAGGGUACAAGCUGUGUCAGGGCUACUGCAUGGUUGUGGUCGUGUUGAUGGAAAGUUCAGGCGUACUGUUUCGGCAGAUGGAUGUGAUGAAAGCGAAAUCGCAAUACAACCAGAACAAUUAGAAGAACACGAAAUAGAGAAUAGACGAGACGAGGAAGAUGGAAGACAUGUUGCUGGUAGAGGUGUACUGGUUCUUCCAGAACGAGAAGAUCUAGUAGAUGCUGUUGAAGAUACAACUAUCGACCCUGAUCGUAAUAGGAUUGAAGAUCAUGAGGAUCAGCAGAUGACAGGUGAAGAAGCAGUAGAAGAUGUCCUACGGCAGUUUGACAGAGGACCCGUAGACCAAGCUGAAGAUACUGUCGCGAAUCACGCUGACUUGUUUCGAAUACAGGAGUUGAAUCGUAGAUUCUUGCAACUUCCAUAUAGAAAUAGGAGAGAAGUUAUGUCACAUCGCGAAAGAAACAGGGAGAGGGACAGACAACCGCAGAACGACGACAGGGACAGAAAUAUCAGACGACUACAACUGCAACCAGACAACAGAGGCAGAGACGGACAACAACCAGCACACGACCACCAAUAUCGUCGCCAACAAGAUGGAACACUUCAGUACGGUUUGGAGCAGUAUUUAGUUCGUUUCUUGGCCGACGAAGAACGAUCUAAAAGACGAAACCACGAUCAGGGCACAACUAUUGCUGCUUUGCUGGCCACAGGUUAUGAUGUAAGUAGGCGUAUUGUCACUGCCAUCAACAUCAUCACUUUGAAGAUUCUUUGAUUUUGAAACAGCGUUUUGCAUUUUACUGAUUAGUAAGAAUAGAUCUACUGUUGAUAUUGAUGUUACUCAUGCUGUAGCGAUUUUUUCUAUGUAUCUAAUACCCGAGCGCGCCGCGAAUUCCAUUUCAGAGAGCACGGCUGCUAAGGUUCGAACCAGAUGGCCUGACUCUUCCGAAAUUUAGAGCUGAAGCGAUUCUGAUGCAUGCGGAAGCCAGAGAAGGUUGGCCAUUACGUACUACAUAGCUUAGUAAUCGACCCCUUGCUUUUCCCCAUCACUGAACUGUUUGAGAAUAUCCCCCUGUUAUUACAACUAAAUUCAUUGGUUCCUCAGCAAUGAUGAAAGUAACUGGUUUUGAAAUACUCAAUCCAUCGUAACUUGAAGGUGCCUAUAGUGUAUAGUUACCAUAAACCGCUUUUUCUUGCGAAUUUCCAUUCUGGAUCGGCUCCUUUUCAAUUUGUACUACAGUUGCCAUAUUCUUUAGAAAUUGCCGACAUGUAGUUCAGGCUAUUGCCAAGUAGUUGAUGUUUUGUCAUCUUCGUCCAUCAAAAUCUGAUUUUCUAUCAUUAUACCAGAGAAUACUAGGAUAGGCUAAGGGAGAAUAAGCAUGAGGCACUGUUGUUGUAUGUAAUGUUUUUUUUCUAGCGAGACUAGGCAGACUUACAUCUUCAGUUGUAGCCAGAUUAUGUAAUAUUUCAUUUCAUCAAAGAAGGAACAAAGUGAAAUAUUUUAGUUGUGGGACGAGAAACGUAAUUUAGAUAUUUAUGGAUAUGCCACACUGACAGCGAAACGAAUCGAAUUUCAGCGUGGUGUGUAGAAGUUUGGAAGAGAGAGC
Messenger RNA from Amoebophrya sp. A25, 2371 nucleotides. The record is from the annotation of a GenBank genome assembly. NCBI's taxonomy places the organism in Eukaryota, Dinophyceae, Syndiniales, Amoebophryaceae.